UGAUUGCAUUUCCGUGUUAGGAAAGGGCGGACGCUUGCUUGGUGGAAAGUUAUUUUAUGUGCCUUCACCUUGUAGGUUGGCGUUUAUCCCCUCUGGUGUGCUCCAGUGACUCUCCUCGGCCAUGGCGGGCACCGUGAAAAGACCAGCAGGUCUAGUAGACAAGGAAUAUGAGGACAGCAAAGCGGAGCACAUCCGAAACCACCACAAGCAGGCCUUCGAGUACAUAUUAAUGGCCCUGAAGACUGACGAGGACAACAGAGGUCAGAAGGAACAGGCAAUUUUGUGGUACAGGAAGGGUAUUUCGGAGCUGGAGAAGGGCAUUGCAAUUGAGGUGACAGGCAAAGAUGAGCAGUACGAGAGAGUUAAACGUCUCCAAGCCAAGAUGUCCACCAAUCUUCUGAUGGCCAAGGAGCGUCUGGAGCGUUUAGAGGGCAAAGUGGCUUUCGGAAGGACGGACCCCCUGACUCACAGCAGCCAUCCUCUACCUCAGUUGAGUCCUCUGCCCAGACAUUCCACCUUCAGACUACCAGAGGGCCAGCGCUCAUCUGCCAGCAGUGGGUCCUCCAACCACAUUCUACAUCCUACCAAUAAGCUAUCCAGCAUCAAGGGUCCUACCAAAGCAGGCAACGGGCACAGAAGGAACCCAGCAGCUUCGUCGCCGGCCAAGAAGAACAACAUGAGGAACCUGAAGAACGUGGACCCUAAGCUGGCCAACCUCAUCCUGAAUGAGAUUGUGGAUGGCGGUGCAGGUGUGCGCUUUGAGGAUGUGGCCGGUCAGGAGCUCGCCAAGCAAGCGCUGCAGGAGAUUGUCAUUCUUCCUGCCCUGCGGCCGGAGUUGUUUACAGGUCUCAGAGCUCCAGCACGAGGCCUGCUUCUUUUUGGCCCCCCAGGGAAUGGGAAGACUAUGCUGGCAAAGGCCGUCGCCAUGGAGUCCAGUGCAACCUUUUUUAACAUCAGCGCCGCCAGCCUGACUUCCAAAUAUGUUGGUGAAGGAGAGAAGCUUGUCAGGGCCCUGUUUGUUGUUGCCAGAGAGUUACAGCCAUCCAUCAUCUUCAUCGAUGAAAUCGACAGUUUGCUGUGUGAGAGGAGGGAGGGUGAGCAUGACGCCAGUCGGCGGCUGAAAACGGAGUUCUUGAUCCAGUUUGAUGGGGUUCAGUCUGGAGGGGACGACCGGGUCCUGGUGAUGGGCGCCACCAAUCGGCCGCAGGAGCUGGAUGAGGCUGUGCUCAGGCGGUUUGCAAAGAGGGUGUAUGUCACUUUACCCACAGAGGAGACGCGCUUUCAUCUGAUGCAGAACCUGCUUUCAAAACACGGAAGUCCACUCAGCCAGAGAGAGCUGGCCCAGCUAGCCAGAGUGACGGAGGGCUAUUCAGGGAGUGACCUGACUGCUUUGGCCAAGGAUGCUGCCCUGGGACCAAUCAGAGAGCUGCAUCCAGAACAAGUUAAGAACAUGGCGGCCAGUGAGAUGCGAAAUAUCAAGUUCAGAGACUUUGUUGAGUCGCUGAAGAAAAUCAAGCGCAGCGUGAGCCCACAGACUCUCAGCACGUACCUUCAGUGGAACGAGGAGUACGGGGACACCACUGGCAUGUGAAACGGCGCCCUCCACGGGUCUGGGGCUGAACAGCUGCCUGGAUUAAUGGAGGAUAAUAACACAACCUCACUUAUUUUUUACCUCUUUCUACUUUAAAAUCAGAACGGGAACAGAGCACAAAACUACAGACAGAGCAGUAGUGCAACAGCAAACCUCACCGCGUCGUUAAUUUAAAGUGAAACUGAGUGGCCAGCUGGGAGUCUUGUCUGGCACAUCGUGGAGCUGUGGAACACAUGUAGCAGAGGGCAAAGGGUGUUAGCAUGGCUUUGAUACUCACUGCCAUAUUUCAUAUUUCAUAGCUUCGGAGCAGCAUUUUGGGUGACUGGAGGGAAACAUUUGCUUUCUCCCGCUUUCUCAAUGCAGAAAUUGGAGCUGAGUUUCAGAGGCUGAUGUUGCAAGGGAGGCCUCAAAUCUCUUGUUUAAUUAAUGGUACUAUAAGUAAAAAAAACCUGCUGAAC
Scleropages formosus (Asian bonytongue) is the source of this 2049-nucleotide messenger RNA. Its product is annotated as spastin-like. The record is from RefSeq and is a predicted model, not a curated record. The transcript has 17 exons. Bases 122 to 1591 code for a protein of 489 amino acids. Gene Ontology annotation, molecular function: ATP binding; ATP hydrolysis activity. NCBI's taxonomy places the organism in Eukaryota, Metazoa, Chordata, Actinopteri, Osteoglossiformes, Osteoglossidae. Gene Ontology annotation, cellular component: microtubule cytoskeleton.